This is a messenger RNA of Arabidopsis lyrata subsp. lyrata, 508 nucleotides long. RefSeq names its product putative B3 domain-containing protein At4g12617. The record is from RefSeq and is a predicted model, not a curated record. The coding region runs from base 83 to 457 and encodes 124 amino acids. Lineage: Eukaryota; Viridiplantae; Streptophyta; Magnoliopsida; Brassicales; Brassicaceae. The transcript has a single exon.
UUGUGGUAAUAACCUAACAUAAAUCUUUACAGAGUAAGGAACAUUAAAUAAAGAUUUUCAUACAUAUUUUGUGUUCUAACUAAUGGCAGAUAAUAGGUAUUUUGAAGAUCAGCCGUACGAGGUAGAAAACCCAUUUAACAUCAUGAUAACGUUGUCACCAUUUGACAUAGAUUUGAGUACUACGUUAUUGGUGCCAAAAACGUUACUAGAAGCCAACUUAUUUCCUUUCUUUGAUAUAAGUUUUCUCGUCGAAUUGUUACAAGUUCGUAACAAGAUUGAAGUUUUUGACAUUGAUACUAAAAUUACAACAUUUCUUACCAUGAAAGAAGAUGGAAAUAAUUUCAAAUUUCGUGGGUGGAAUAAUAUUCUCGAACGAAAACAUUACAGGGCAGGCGAUACUCUUGCAUUUUGGUGGGAUCUCCAUCACACUAGACUUAAUUUCAAACAUGUUGCUUAGUUGAUGGAGUAGGUCUUCACAACUUCAUAUGUAUACCGGGUUUGAUCUGAG